UUAUAUAUAAGCCCAAUAGUAGUGCAUAAAAUCCAUAUUAGGGUUUACGGCAACGCCAGAACUGAACUGAAGCAGAGAACGACCGACGGCGACGAGAAAAUGGCUAGGAUCAAGGUGCACGAACUCCGGCAGAAGACGAAGGCGGAGCUGUCGGCUCAGCUGAAGGAUCUGAAGGCGGAGCUGGCGUUGCUGCGCGUGGCGAAGGUGACCGGCGGCGCUCCGAACAAGCUGUCGAAAAUCAAGGUGGUGAGGCUGUCGAUAGCGCAAGUGCUGACCGUGACAUCGCAGAAGCAGAAGGCGGCUCUGCGGGAAGCUUACAAAAACAAAAAGUAUUUGCCGCUUGAUCUCCGCACUAAGAAGACGCGAGCCAUCCGCCGCCGCCUCACGAAGCACCAGGCAUCUUUGAAGACUGAGAGACAGAAAAAGAAGGAAAUGUACUUCCCAUUGAGAAAGUAUGCCAUCAAAGUAUGAUUUGCAAUUGUUUCAUAAGUUUUUAAUGUCAACAACAAUCUUUUCUACUAAAGCUUUUGGAUUCUAUUUUAUGAGAAGACUUCAACCUGUUCUUUGUUCA
Andrographis paniculata is the source of this 571-nucleotide messenger RNA. Its product is annotated as 60S ribosomal protein L35-like. Lineage: Eukaryota; Viridiplantae; Streptophyta; Magnoliopsida; Lamiales; Acanthaceae. The record is from RefSeq and is a predicted model, not a curated record. The transcript is spliced from 3 exons. Gene Ontology annotation, molecular function: mRNA binding; structural constituent of ribosome. The coding region runs from base 100 to 471 and encodes 123 amino acids. Gene Ontology annotation, cellular component: ribosome; cytosolic large ribosomal subunit. Gene Ontology annotation, biological process: translation; maturation of LSU-rRNA from tricistronic rRNA transcript (SSU-rRNA, 5.8S rRNA, LSU-rRNA).